CACAGAACGCAAACAAAGGCAAAGAAGAUUUCCCAUGUAUGUCGGCCUUUAGCUUAAAGAUGUCAUCAUCCUCUUCGACCAACUUAACAGUAGUAGCAUCUCUUCUCAUCCUCUGUGUGUCUGUGCUGAUCAGAGGAUCUGCAGGUCAGUUGGAUCCUUAUUUUUACGACGAUACGUGCCCCUACGUGGUCGACAUCGUCGAAGAUAUCAUCGAACAAGCGUCAAAGACAGACCCUAGAAUCGGUGCCAGCCUCAUUCGGCUUCAUUUCCAUGAUUGCUUUAUCAAUGGUUGUGAUGGAUCACUUCUGUUAGACAACAGUGCCACCAUCAAAAGUGAGAAAGAUGCCCUACCCAACAAGAACUCAGCUAGAGGAUUUGACGUAGUAGAUAACAUCAAGGCUGCUUUAGAGGAUGCAUGCCCUGGUGUAGUCUCUUGUGCAGACAUUCUCGCUAUUGCAUCCCAAGUAUCGGUUUUCUUGGCAGGAGGUCCUUCAUGGUCGAUUCUACUAGGAAGAAGGGAUGGGACAACCGCAAACCAGAGUGCAGCCAAUACUACUAUGCCUGCUCCCAAUGACAUCCUCACUGUUCUCAAGUCUAAGUUCGCAGACCGUGGCCUUGACACCACUGAUCUUGUUGCAUUGUCCGGUGCCCACACAUUUGGACGUGCCCAGUGUAGAGUUUUCAGUUUUCGACUCUACAAUUUCAAUGGCACAGGCAAGCCCGACCCGACUAUCAACUCAGUUUACCUGAAGAGACUCCAAAAGAUCUGCCCCGACGGUGGAAACGGGUCUAUCCUAACCAACCUAGACCCUACCACACCCGAUGGAUUCGAUAAUAACUAUUUCUCCAACCUUAAAAAUGAGAAAGGUCUCCUCCAAAGUGAUCAAGAGUUGUUUUCAACUUCGGGUGCGGAUACUGUCUCUAUUGUUAAGAGCUACAGCAGCAAUCAACACAAAUUCUUUAAGAGCUUUGUUCAAUCUAUGAUAAGAAUGGGAAAUAUCAGCCCAUUAACCGGGUGCGACGGAGAGAUCCGAUUGAACUGCAGAAGGGUCAAUGGAGAUAAUUCAAUGUUUGAGUCAAAUGAUGUUUUAAUUAGCUCUAGCUAAUGGAUAUAGCUAAUGAAACCCUUAAGUGUGAAUGAGUUUGUCUGUUUGAUUGAUAUUAUUUUAGUUUUCUUGCUUGGCUUUGCCUGAGGUUUUUGCUGAUGGUUAUAUCGAAGGUGGAUCCUUAGUGCAAAGUAAUAUUAUCUUUUGUUUUUCUGAUAGUUAUGGUUAAAGAUCAGUGUACUGAUCUUGUAUGCUUUGUAUUUUCAUCCAGA
Messenger RNA from Macadamia integrifolia, 1318 nucleotides. RefSeq names its product peroxidase A2-like. Gene Ontology annotation, biological process: response to oxidative stress; hydrogen peroxide catabolic process. Gene Ontology annotation, molecular function: heme binding; peroxidase activity. The record is from RefSeq and is a predicted model, not a curated record. The transcript has 4 exons. Lineage: Eukaryota; Viridiplantae; Streptophyta; Magnoliopsida; Proteales; Proteaceae. The coding region runs from base 39 to 1106 and encodes 355 amino acids.